AUGUCCACUUACGGUAAGCUCUUCAAAGUCACCACUUAUGGUGAAUCACACUGUAAAUCUGUCGGUUGUAUCGUCGACGGUGUUCCACCUGGAAUGAAGUUGACUGAGGAUGACAUCCAACCACAGCUUACCAGAAGAAGACCAGGCCAAUCAAAGUUAUCCACUCCAAGAAACGAAAAGGACAGAGUCCACAUCCAAUCGGGAACUGAAAACGGGUUAACUUUGGGCUCUCCUAUCGGUAUGCUUGUUGCCAACGAAGAUCACAGACCCCACGAUUACUCAGAAACCGAUUUAUACCCAAGACCAUCUCACGCCGACUACACCUACAUCCAAAAGUACGGUGCCAAGUCCACUUCUGGAGGAGGUAGAUCUUCCGCCAGAGAAACCAUCGGUAGAGUUGCUGCUGGUGCCGUCGCUGAAAAGUUCUUAAAAUUGGCUGCUAACGUUGAAAUCGUUGCCUUUGUCAGCUCAAUCGGUGAAAUCGCCAUGGAUAGAAACCCACAAAAUGAGACUUUCCAGAACAUCUUAAACACUAUAACCAGGGAAGAAGUCGACGCAACUGGUCCUAUCAGAUGUCCUGACGCCAACAUUAGGGAGUCAAUGGUUAAGGUUAUUGAGCAUUACCGUGACUCCAACGAUUCCAUUGGAGGUGUUGUCACCUGUGUCAUCAGAAACUGUCCAAUUGGAUUGGGGGAACCAUGUUUUGACAAGUUAGAAGCCACCUUGGCACAUGCUAUGCUUUCACUCCCAGCAACUAAAGGUUUCGAAUUCGGUUCAGGAUUCCUCGGAACUCAAAUCCCUGGUUCCAAGCACAAUGAUGCCUUCGUACUGGACCCUUCACAACCUGGUAAACUCAGAACCAAGACCAAUAACUCUGGUGGAAUUCAAGGAGGUAUUUCCAAUGGUGAAAACAUCUACUUCUCUGUUGCUUUUAAGUCUGCUGCUACCAUUAGUCAAGAACAAAGUACUUCAACCUACGAGGGUAAGGACGGUGUAUUAGCUGCCAGAGGUAGACAUGAUCCAUCAGUCACCCCAAGAGCUGUUCCAAUCGUUGAAUCAAUGACUGCCUUGGUCAUCGCCGAUCAAUUGUUGAUACAAAGAUCAAGAGAUUACUCGAGAGCCGCUGUUUUUGAGAAUUAA
Molecule: messenger RNA, 1140 nt
Organism: Dujonia railenensis
Lineage: Eukaryota; Fungi; Ascomycota; Pichiomycetes; Serinales; Debaryomycetaceae
Source: the annotation of a GenBank genome assembly